AUGCCGCCGGACACAACGAAGGCCAAGUUGAAGCGCAAGUCAAGCCGCAGGGAGGGAGACGACUUCCGAUUUGAUGGCGGCCAUGCGCGCGAGAUCGAACAGAAAAGGAGUAAUGGGCAGAUCUCUUGCGCCGAGUGUAGGAGGCUCAAGAUAAAGUGUGACAAGCAGAUACCCUGCCAGUCAUGUCAGGCAAGUUGUGCUGCACUGUGUCCCAAUGGCAGCUUGGCUACUGGACAGGGGACUCGCUUCGUGCUCGCAGCAACUGAGCAUCUUCAUCGUCAGAUAGCCAAUAUGAGUGGACGUAUCCGCCAAUUAGAAGACGCUCUUGGGGUCCUCCAGUCACACCAUUCAACAGAACCCCACCCCCUCCUUCGUGACGACCUUCGUAGCGCGGAUCAAAAGGAUGAAUUUAGCUCCAUCACUCUCCCCGCUGAUAAUGCUGCGGGACCGUCGAAUCCUCCAGAGAUUCUCGAUGGAUUUGGAACACUUUCGAUCACUGAUCACGGUAUAUCACGUUUUUUCGGUCCUACAGGCGGAUCCGAAUGCUUGUUGAUGUCGGAUAAAACCAUUAUCAAAAGUGACAGCACAGAUGCUUCUAGUCCCGAAUCCGAAAGGGAUUCAAUGAGCCCUGGGCUACCGCCGUCAUUUAGGAUGUUUUCGCCGGCCUUCCCUUUCACCCCUAUGGGCCCAACAGCAGCUAUUCAGAAAUUGAUAGAAAGUCAUCUACCAUCUUUGGACCGGGCCAAGUACCUUGUGCAGGUUUAUUUUGAACAAGCUGGUUGGCUAUUUCACACAGUGUCUGAAGAACAAGUGAUGGAGGAGUUACUCCCAAUAUAUUACUCAAAUAACACUGCGACGCCGCCGGACGAACCCAGAGGAGCUUAUGAUCUCGGUCUUCUUUUACUUGUCUUCGCUAUCGGAGCUCUCGUGGACCUUAAGCAGAAUGCUACCAGCCCUGAGGCUGAACACUACCAUCAACUUGCCCGCGCUAGCAUCUGUUUGCAGCCGGUCUUGGAGAAGCCCUCCUUGACUACUGUUCAGGCACUUCAUCUGUUGGGUGGUUACAACGCUAUGAGCGGCAGUGAAUUGGAGUUGACAUGGUCAUUGGUCAUCCUUGCCGCGCAUCUUGCCCAAACUGUGCAUCGGGAUAGUGCCAAGUGGGGUCUUCCUACCAAAGUAGUGCAAAGACGGCGCAUUGUCUUUUGGGAUCUCUUCAUUGCUGAUGCCUGGGGUAGCUUAAACAACGGUCGCCCGCCGACCUUUUCUUUAGCUUACAUCGACUGCCGUCUCCCUGAGUUUCCAGCUUCUGCCGGAAAUGACGGGGAACCUGAUUAUGCGGCUGCUGCUGCUGCAGAAUUCUCGUCAUGGGCUAUUAGGUAUGCGGCUGACUGCGUCGCAGAAGUCGCUACGCGUACGUUGACGGCUGAAGCGCCGAAUUAUGCGGUAAUCAUGGAAAUCGAUCGCAAAGUUCGCGAGUUUCCAUUCCCAGAUGUUCCUCCCUCGGCAUUAGAUAUGUCUCCACCUCCAAUGACAUCUCCAAUUCCUGAGGCACCACUGGCACAAUCAAUGGGCCGUCUUGUGCUGUCUCACUCUCGGGAAACUCGUAAGCAAACUGCCUUUGCUAUCAUUGAUAACCCUGUGAAUCCAUUAAAGAGCACAUACGCCCCAUCAUUCCUGGCUGCUUACCGGUCGUCUCAGACGAUACUGCGAACCAUCCAACAAGCAUUCCAUGAACAUCCUAGUCCCUGCGCUCGCUUUUGGACUAUCUGGACUUUCGCAUUUUCUGCAGCCAUCGUCUUUGGGACAAUUAUUACUCGAGGCCCACAAUCUCCACUGGCGUCCAAUGCCAUGAAGGAGCUGGAUGGUGCCUGCCUUCUUUUUCAAAGAGCAGCUUCACAUAGCAAACGUGCUGCUCAAGCUCUACCAAUCCUUACCAAACUGUGCGAGAAAGCGCACUUAGCCCUCGCUGCUGCUCAGAAUGAACGGUCAUCACAACAGCUCGGCCAGCAGUGGAGCGUAAAGGUGGAGCAAGAUGAUGAUGAACUCGAAAUCUUUGCUGGAAGAACUAGAUUCGUUUCAGCUAAAAGACCUACAAGUCUCCCUGCAGACUAUUUGGAGGCUUCUUCUAACAGCAACACAUAUCUACCAACUAGUUCUACCGAACAACAAACCACGCAAAUGUAUCGCCCGGAGCCUGCAGUUGAUUGGGCCUCGGACCGUGGUGGUCGUUUUGAUAUGCUUCAUCCAAGCAAUGUCACUGUACCUAGUGCAAGCACUAACCUUUCGACCCAGCUAUGGCGACAGUCCCAGAGCUCUGAUUAUCCUUAUGCUCCCCCGCAUCAUGUAUCUCAUUCAGCUGCAUCACACGUGCACCCUGUGCAACACGCUUUAGCACCUAUUUCAGGGUCAUCCACUUACUGGCCCCCGGCGAGCGAAACCUCGCAGCAAUAUAGUCAGCCUCCGCUUGCAGCUCCUCAGUCGCACGCUUAUCAGUACAACCCAUCUUCUGCUGGCCCAUACCAAGGCCAACAAAGCCGACCACUACCUACGGAGCUCACUGGACUUGGCCUGGUAUCACAGGAUUCAAGACUUGAUGAACGUUGGACCUCCUUUAUGCGGGAUUCUGGUUAUUUCGAUGGUGUUGGGUUCAGAUCACAGUGAACUGAAGAAUUCUUCUUUUAUUCUUCCACAGCCUUUGUAUCGAUUUCGUUGUUAAUUU
This is a messenger RNA of Suillus fuscotomentosus, 2719 nucleotides long. Its product is annotated as fungal-specific transcription factor domain-containing protein. Gene Ontology annotation, biological process: DNA-templated transcription; regulation of DNA-templated transcription. The transcript is spliced from 13 exons. Bases 1 to 2661 code for a protein of 886 amino acids. Lineage: Eukaryota; Fungi; Basidiomycota; Agaricomycetes; Boletales; Suillaceae. The record is from RefSeq and is a predicted model, not a curated record. Gene Ontology annotation, molecular function: DNA binding; zinc ion binding; DNA-binding transcription factor activity, RNA polymerase II-specific.